AUGUCCCUGGGUUUGGGCAAUUUGAAGAAAAUACCGAUAUCAAUCUUUCAUCACCAAAUCGACCUGAUGAAGGUGCUAUUUAUCUUAGGGUAUCUGUGCCUAGGAUCUUGGGCGCAGGGCACUUCUUCAAUUCGAUCUCGCAUUUCAGUUACAUUGACGGCGGCCGGCGCAUUGGGAACUUUCAAUCCUCCUUCAGACUGUUCUAAGUUUUCGGCCUACUCGACACAAACUUUAGUCUUUGGGGACGGGAACACGCGAUCCUUUACGAUAACGUCAUUCAGGCAGGGCUGCCAGUACGGUGGCCCCCAUACGACGUGUUGCCCGCCAGACUACGAACUUGGUCAAUACAAUUCCCCAGGAGUGUGCCCCGGUGGGUACACUACGCUCGGGGAUAUAGAAUUUGUUGCCGUGAGGAGAAGCACUGAAGGCUUUUGGAUAACGUACCCAGCAAUUGGAACCACAACAGGGAAAUUAUGCUGCCCGAGUGCUGCCAGUUCUAUAAAGUAUAAGGCCGAUGGCCCCGUCCCACUCUGUCUAGCGACUUCGAAAGGCCCUACAAUAACCGAGGAAAAGAGUGUCAUAAACCAUGAGUCGGUGUAUUUCGGCAGCGCCGUUAUUGUGAUACCCCCAGGCGCAACAGACCCACCGCUUUCUACAAUAGGAGGAGGGGAAGGCACAGAAAGCCCAACCCCUCGCCAAGCAUCACCACCAACAAUAGAACAUAGCUCUUUUGAACCACCCAGCCAAUCGGGCACUAUGGCGGCCCCGAGCACGAGCUCUGGCCUGCAACCCCAGGAACAAGGUUCACAGGAAAGUCAGCCCUCCGGUCUAUCUGGGGGUGCUAUUGCUGGGAUCGCUGUUGGAGUAUCUGUGCCACUUAUUCUUGUCGGACUAUACCUUGCGUACCGUUUUGGGAGGCGAAUGAACCGGCCACCAAAACAGCAUAAAGGCCAAGGGGUUGAAGUUACCGCGCAAGAAUACUCUGAUAACGGUAGGGAAGGAGGUGUCCUUUUUUCACCUGAAAUAGGCGGGAUUCGGUCUAAUGGCGAAUAA
Molecule: messenger RNA, 1053 nt
Organism: Orbilia oligospora ATCC 24927
Lineage: Eukaryota; Fungi; Ascomycota; Orbiliomycetes; Orbiliales; Orbiliaceae
Exons: 3
Coding region: 1-1053 (350 amino acids)
Source: RefSeq, a predicted model, not a curated record